AGCGCCACAAUCUUUACUAAGUGCGCAACUGUUUUGGAGAGGAUGAUUGCGAGUAACAAGGCAGUAGCUCAAGCAGCCGAAGUAGAAGAGCAACAACAAGCAAGCGUAGGAUGUCGUAAUAGUUAGUUACCUGCGCCUCGGUCUCAUACUGAUUAUCACACCCAGUUUCACGCGAGAGCCGUGUGUGUAAGAUUGUGGGUCCUUUUCUACCGCUGAGCUCUGAGAAGGCGACGUGCAAAUCCCAUCCAGAUUGAGGGAUGCCCUGCAAGCACCAUUGCAGCUCUAGUGCCAUGUACGUCGGAGUCGUGGACUUUAUGGCUUUUGCUUAGUUGGUUGCGAUCGGUGGUGUACGUCGGGUGGGGUUGGCGUCGAUGUCGGUGUGUAGGUGAUGGGGUUGGUGCGAUGGGAUGGGAUGAGAGGGAUGAGUUUGCGUUUUGGAGCGUUUGGUGUUGGUUUUAUAGCUGUAGUGAAUUGGAGUGAAUCGGGGUUUUGUUUACAGUGGUGGCCUUGCGCUUGUGGGUUGUGAUCGCAGAUGAAGAGCCCGCGUUCCUAUCUGGCGCUACUAGUGGCCAACUUUGAACCCCUUUAGAUACAUUUCUUGAAUUCUUAGAGGUGUUUAGAGUUGGGCUUUGGUUCCCAUUAGUGUUUGUGUUGGCAACGCACUUCUCCUUCUCUCUCUUGAUCGGUUUUAUAACGUUGACAGAGUCGGAGAACUUGUGCCGUUCUUUUUUCUUGGUUUAUAUACUUGUCUGUCGUUCAAUUGAUCCAGUUGUCAUCGUGUUAAAUUCGGCUCUCUGUCUUCUUGUUUUUGGCGCUGCUCUCAUUUCCCUGCCUUGCGAUCGGUCAAAGGCAUGGAAGUUUGAAAUUGUAGUGGCUGGUUCGAUCGUUGUUUUGGAAAGGCCGUACAAUUUCUGAAACUAGUCACAAUUCUGUGGGUCGUCUUUCACUGCCGUUGGAGUCGGCAUGCUUGUAAUCGAUUCGACAAGAUAUCGUGAGGAAUACUCUGUUACUUACGAUUAAGCACGUGAGAGGUUUGUAUCCCUUCAAUGGCCGCCACCGAUAUUUCCAACACUCUGUCGCUGAGUUGCAAGAAGUCCAACGCCGCACUCCCCCACACUAGCAGAGUCUCCGCCCCUGAUCGCAGCGCCACUGGGAAGCUCAAGCGGAUGCCGCAUUUGUUCACACGCAUUCUGGAGCUUCCCUUGCACGCUGAGACGCCAGUGAAGGUCGUCGAAUCCCGUGAUUCCUUCCAAUUUGAAAUGCAGCAACCAGGAUCAGCCGUAGAUAAUGUGAAGGUUGAAGUCCUAGAAAUUGUACCUGGUGCAACCAAAGUCCUUGUUCGCGGAGUCGAGCGCUCCUCACCCGACGUGGACAUUUCAGAUGUGGAUCUCUGGCGCUUUCGGCUGCCUCCUACGACUCUGCCUGAGAAGUCAUUUGCGCGCUAUGACCAUGGGACCCUUUUCAUAACGAUCCCCAAGGUUUUGGUGUCCUGUCAAGAGAAUCCCGACGCGAAAGAAAACGGAAGCACUCAUUCGGACACUUCGUUGUGCGAAGCCCGUUGUGAAAACAACAGCUUUCAAGGUUUGUCCAGCGCAGAAUUGGGUCAACUCGAGACCGACGAAGAGAGAAUGCAACGAGAGGUGCUGGAAGAUCUCGAAUCCUUCGGAAGUCCCAGGAAGACGCGGCUGUCACCGCGUGCCAGUAACAGAGGCUUCACCCCUCAGCCAGUGAUGUCGCACUCCGAUCUUGAGAAGACGAAAGAGGCGCUGGAAGAUCUCGAGUGCUUCGGCAGUCCAAGACGGAGCCGAAGCGCCAGCUGCACACAAUCCUUUGAGAGCCACAGCAUCGGACCCCAUCAAGAAUUCUUCCGGAGUGUGGGAUCAUUGGCGGGUGGCCUCUCUGUCUAUGUACAAUAAUAUGCACAACCCAACCUUCAAAGGUAAUGUGUUCGUCGGAAUUUUUCCAAGCUCUGCUUCAAGAACCCAUGUAUUUUCUUGCGAGUAGCUAGUUUUGGAGCUCUGUAUCGCCUGAGGAUCUGUUCGAGCAAGGUAGCAGUAGUGUACAUUCUUAUCUCAGCAAGACACAAGGUGUAAGAUAAAUAGUGAGGAGGGUAGGCUUGCUGUAGGAUUAUCUGCCGUGCCUCGGUGUACCAAGCUCAGGAGUAGUCGAUUUGGUUUGCGGCUGCUCAUUUGAAGCGGAAAGUGUGGAGGGAUUAGGAGCUUCUAGUGUAGUGAGAACUAAACUGGUUACUAGAUACCUUGCCUGGUGUUCACGACAAGUUUUACUUAAGCAAACAACCCAGGUUCUCAA
This is a messenger RNA of Physcomitrium patens, 2310 nucleotides long. RefSeq lists its product as uncharacterized. The record is from RefSeq and is a predicted model, not a curated record. NCBI's taxonomy places the organism in Eukaryota, Viridiplantae, Streptophyta, Bryopsida, Funariales, Funariaceae.